This is a messenger RNA of Prunus dulcis (almond), 1394 nucleotides long. Its product is annotated as VQ motif-containing protein 4. The transcript has a single exon. The record is from RefSeq and is a predicted model, not a curated record. Lineage: Eukaryota; Viridiplantae; Streptophyta; Magnoliopsida; Rosales; Rosaceae. Bases 379 to 1197 code for a protein of 272 amino acids.
AAAACAAUUUCAACAAAGCUUGGAGGGACCAAGGUAUAUAGUUAGAUUGGAGGAAAAAUAAAAAUUUAAGAGUCAGUCAGUCCCCCAAAACUGCAGAGAGAGGAAAACAUCUUUAGUCCAACUAGAGAGAGAGAGAGAGAAAGAAGAGGCACAACCACAAGAUAACAAAACAUUGCUAAUAAGCAACAACCCUAUUUUUCUUUUCUUUUCUCAUUUCAAAGCCAAAGCCAAAAGCCUUGUUUUUCACUCUUCCAUCCAAAUUCCAACUCUCAAAGUUGCAAAGCAAAAACCCAUCAUAAAGCAAGCUCUCUCUCUCUGUUUCUUUCAGAGGCAGAGUGGUUGUGGAGGUGGUGGUGAGAGGUGACAAAAAACCCACCAAUGGAAUUCACCUCAAGGCCUCAAGAAAUUAGAGAGAAGCAACCAUAUUCAUAUUCUCCCAUAAACUCCCCCAGAAGCAAUGGCACCAACACAAACACAAAGACAAACACAAACAGCAGUGUCUGCAGCAGCAACACCAACAACAACAACAGCAACAACAACAAUAGCUCAGGGGUUCAAAUCCCCACAACCCCAAAGCUCACAACUCCCAGAUCUGACCCCAAUCCCUACCCAACAACCUUUGUCCAAGCAGACACCACAAACUUCAAACAUGUUGUCCAAAUGCUCACAGGCUCCUCUGAAACUGUAAGCCACCAAUCUUCCCCCAAACCAACCACAACCCAUCAUCACCAUCAUCCUCACAGCCAUCAAGAUCCAACCGUUUUACCCUCCUCCAACAAAAGCUUCAACAUCCCACCAAUCAAAACAGCCCCUCCCAAAAAGCAAGGCUUCAAGCUUUAUGAGAGGAGGAGCACCAAUCUCAAAAACACCCUCAUGAUCAACACCUUGAUGCCCAAUUUUCCCCAUCAAGCAUCUGGGUUCUCGCCACGUCAUCAGGAGAUCCUGUCCCCGAGCUUGCUGGACUUCCCUUCCCUCACUCUCAGCCCAGUGACCCCGUUAAACGACGACCCGUUUGACAAGUCCUCUUCGUCGCCUUCUUUGGGGAAUUCUUCAUCGGAGGAAGACAGAGCAAUUGCAGAGAAGGGGUUUUACUUGCACCCAUCUCCGAGAACGACGACAACUCCCAGAGACCCUGAGCCCAGGCUUUUGCCUUUGUUUCCAGUCACUUCGCCUAGAGUUUCUGGGUCUUCUUCUUGAUCAUGAGGAAGAGAGAGAGAGAGAUGUGUAGUAUUAUUACUGUGAGUGAUUUUGAUUACAAGGAUCAUCAGAAGAUUAAUGGGUUUUGGAUGAUUUUCAAUGACAGGUACAGAUCUUUGUUUUAAUUGUACAAUUUGAUAUCUCUUCCAUAAAAUGGUAAAAGGCAGCAGCUUUGUUUAACCUCCUCCUCCUUCUCA